Molecule: messenger RNA, 2252 nt
Organism: Helicoverpa armigera (cotton bollworm)
Lineage: Eukaryota; Metazoa; Arthropoda; Insecta; Lepidoptera; Noctuidae
Gene: Fmr1
Product: FMR1 autosomal homolog 1 homolog A
Exons: 14
Coding region: 105-1982 (625 amino acids)
Biological process (GO): anterograde axonal transport; regulation of mRNA stability; regulation of translation at postsynapse, modulating synaptic transmission
Cellular component (GO): axon; postsynaptic density; neuronal ribonucleoprotein granule
Molecular function (GO): protein homodimerization activity; translation regulator activity; mRNA 3'-UTR binding
Source: RefSeq, a predicted model, not a curated record
UAUUCUUGUCUAUGCUAAAAUACUGGUUAACGAUUGGCCAGUAGAUUCUCUACGAAGAUUCGUUCUCGCUCCGAAAACGCCAAAUAAUACGCUUUCAAACCAAAAUGGAGGAUUUGUCGGUCGAGGUGUACGGUGAUAAUGGUGCUUAUUAUAAGGCCAUUGUCACCGACGUGCUCGACAACGAGGUUCUCGUAGCCUUUGAAAAUGACUGGCAGCCGGAAUCAAAGUUCCCGUUCUCGCAAGUGUUCCUACCACCGAAAGACACUGGCAAACACACAGAGUUCGUGGAAAACCAAGAGGUGGAGGUAUACGCGAGAUCCAAUGAGAAGGAAGCAUGUGGGUGGUGGACAGCAAAUAUCAAGAUGAUGAGGGGCGACUUUCUUGUGAUUGAAUAUCUAGAAUGGGACAACUGCUACACGGAGAUAGUGCCAAAGGACCGUCUUAGAGUGAAGACACCCAAGACACCUAUUGACAAGAACACUUUCCACAAGUUCGAAAUACCCGUACCUGAUGAUCUCAAGGACUACGCGAAGGUGGAGAACGCGCACAAGGAGUUCCAGAAGGCGAUCGGCGCCGCGCUGGUGUGGUACGUGGCCGAGCGCGGCGUGCUGGCCGUCGUGUCGCGCUGCGAGACCUCGCACAAGCGGGCCCAGAUGCUGCAGGAGAUGCACUUCAGGAAUCUAACUCAAAAGCUGUUAUUGCUGAAAAAGACUGAAGAGGCAGCUAGACAGUUGGAAUCCACCAAAAUACAUAAUCAGGGCGGCUACACGGACGAGUUCUCCGUGCGCGAGGACCUGAUGGGGCUGGCCAUCGGCACGCACGGCGCCAACAUCCAGCAGGCGCGGAAGGUGGCGGGCGUCACCAACAUCGAGCUGGAGGAGGUCUCCUGCACCUUCAAGAUCUGCGGAGAGUCGGUGGACGCGGUGCGGGCGGCCCGCAGCCUGCUGGAGUACGCGGAGGAGUCCAUCAAGGUGCCGCGGGCGCUGGUGGGCAAGGUCAUCGGCAAGAACGGCAAGGUCAUACAGGAGAUCGUCGACAAGAGCGGCGUCGUGCGCCUGUGGUGCGCGCAGGUGAAGGUGGAGGGCGACAACGAGCCGCAGCCGUCGGCGCCGCGCGAGGAGGGCAUGGUGCCCUUCGUGUUCGUGGGCACGCGCGAGAACAUCGCCAACGCCAAGGUGCUCGUCGAGUACCACGUCGCGCAUCUCAAGGAGGUAGAGCAGCUGCGCGCGGAGAAGCUGGAGAUCGACCAGCAGCUGCGCGUGGUGAUGGGCGGCGGCAGCAUGGCGUACCCGCCGCCGCGAGGACAGCCGCCCUCCCGCGCCCGCCGCACCCGCCCGCCGCACCACCGCUACCCCACCGCGGGCGGACGGCGCAUGACGCCGGAGCUGGGCGAGGACCGCAGCGAGAGCGCCGGCUACCGCGCCCGCGGCGGCCGCGCGCCGCGCACCAACCGCUCCUCCGACCGCGCCGACCGCGCCGAGCGCCCCGAGCGCGCCGACCGCGCGGAGCGGCGGCCCGACGAGCGCCGCGUGCCGCUGGAGAACGGCCGCGCGCACCCCGCCGCGCCGCGCCAGCCGCGCCCGCCCAACCCCAGUGGCAGACGACGUGAGGACAGACGAAGGCAAACUGAUGAUGAAAGCAGCGUGCUGGACAGCCAGGACGUGUCCAGUGCGGACAGAGAGUCGGGCACGUCGGACGAGCACAACGCCGGCCAGCGCAACCCCGCGCCGCGUCGCCGCCGCCGGAGGACAGGAGGCGGGUGGAAGAACGGGCUGAGCGGCGCCGGGGCGGCGGGCGGGCGGGCGAGGCGCGCGGGCGGAGGCGCGCGGGCGGGCGAGGCGCGCGGGCGGGCGGGCGGGCGAGGGCCGCGGCGAGGGGCGCGAGGCCCGGGCGGGCCCGGCCAAGCGCCGCAGCCCGCUGGCCAAGGCGAAGGCCGAGCCGCUGCUGAACGGCACCGCGUAGGCGCUGGGCCGCCGGGCUGACACCCGCUCGGCCCCGCCGCCGCCGGGGCCUAAACUAAACUAGACUUACUCGUAUUAUGCUUUUGUAAGAGAUUCGUGAUUUGUAUUCCUGAUUACUCGAUAUAUGAAAAUUAAAGAUGUGUACGUCGCUCCCCGGACGAUACGCGCCGAUCGCGGCCUUUCGGUACCUUUAUGGGAGAUCGGACAUAGCGCAGUACAUACGUGUUCGUAGCCUGUACUCUGUGGUUAUGUGAUUUCCUAUAAAAUAAACAUUUCUGUACAUAUUUUCAA